Strongylocentrotus purpuratus (purple sea urchin) is the source of this 3957-nucleotide messenger RNA. Its product is annotated as DNA cross-link repair protein SNM1-like. The record is from RefSeq and is a predicted model, not a curated record. Lineage: Eukaryota; Metazoa; Echinodermata; Echinoidea; Camarodonta; Strongylocentrotidae. Gene Ontology annotation, biological process: protection from non-homologous end joining at telomere; interstrand cross-link repair; double-strand break repair via nonhomologous end joining. Gene Ontology annotation, molecular function: damaged DNA binding; 5'-3' DNA exonuclease activity. Bases 8 to 2353 code for a protein of 781 amino acids. The transcript has 8 exons.
AAGUGAUAUGGAUAUAUUUGCAAGUGAUCAAAGUGAGCCAGAGUGUAGAGACCAGAACAAUUUUAAGAAGACAAAAGUAUUGACUGCUGAUGAUGCUGGGUCAAAGGCAGAUUGUAAGGAUGAAUUUGUUAAACUUAAACCAAAACAAGAUAUGAAGAGGGUACCCAAGGAUCCACAGAGUGUGGCAAAUGAUGUUGAUAAGCUAACAGAUGAACAUUUCUUUUGUAUCCAGGAUGAUGCAGCCAGUGAAGGAAGUGAGUUGCUUUUCUCUUCACAGAAUUCCAACUUUGAGGAGGAUGACGACGCAACGUCAAGAAAUCGGCCCAAGAAGUCUAAUCCUCCAAACUUCAUUGAGGUUCCUCCAGCUCCAAUUCAAGAUGAUGAUGAUGAUGAUGAUACGACCUUAGAGGAUUUCUUUUUUGCUGAUGCCAAUGGGGAUGAAUCUUCUGAUAUUGGAGGUCAGGGGUCAAAAAUAGAUGGUGAGGUUAAAGGUCAAGACACCCUGGAAGAUGGAAGCCAGAAGGAAGAGAGCAAGAGUCUCAUUAACCCUCCUGUACCUUCUUUGGACCACCGUGAAGGGGAAAUGGAUCAAGCUGUGGUGUUUUCAGAAGAUGAAGACAGCCAGAGUUUGUUCAACAUUCCUGGUGAGAACAAAGAAGGACAAUUUCUUACCGUCAGCAAUCUUGAUAAGAACAAAGAAAUUGUCCCUACUUUAGACGACCAUGAAGGAAAAAUGCAUCAAGCUGUGGUAUUUUCAGAAGACGAACCCAGCCAGAGUUUGUUCAACAUUCCUGGUGUCAGCAAUCUUCCAGGCAAAUCAGAUGAUGCGGCAGAGUGUUCAGAAGAUGGAGAGGAAGACAUGGAAGUGGAUGAUGAGGAGGAAGAACUCCCGAAUAAGGAAGAGAGACCAUCAACGUCUGGAUGGGGGACAAGUGAUGCAAGAAGUGCAAUGUCAGCAAAAGAUGAAGAAUGCUCAAGACAAUCUAACGUGCAUGACACCUCCACAUCGACUCCAGCAGUCACUCCAAAGCUUAAGAAACAGGGAACACUGGACUCCUUUUUUGGGUGCAAACCUUUGCCAAAAGUAGAGCCAUCGUCGAAACAGAGAACAUUAGACUUCUUUUUGGGGUGUAAACCUGCACCAAAAGUAGAGCUACCAUCUCAGAAAAUCCAGGAGAAGGGACAGUGGAGAGGAUCCAAGCAGACAUACAAGAGGAACAAAGGAGAAGGCGACGAGAAGAAGGAAUGGGGGAACAGCAGUCGCAAGGAAUGUCCCUUCUACAAAAAGAUGCCAGAUACAUCUUUCACAGUGGAUGCCUUCAGGUAUGGUGUUAUCCCAGGAUGCAAAGCUUACUUCUUGAGUCACUUCCACUAUGACCACUAUGGGGGUCUCACUAAGCACUUUGACCAACAGCUCUACUGUAGCAAGGUUACAGGAAAUCUUGUGAUAACCAGAAUCAAGGUAGCCGCUGAAUAUGUGAAGAUUUUACCCAUGAACACACCUUGCAAAGUAGAUGGCGUGGAGGUUACACUACUUGAAGCAAACCACUGCCCAGGUGCUGUGAUGUUCCUAUACAAGCUGAAAUCAGGUGUCAUCUAUCUACAUACCGGUGACUUCAGGGCCGAUGCUGAGAUGGAGCUAUAUCCCCAACUGAGCAGUUGCCAUGUCAACCAACUCUAUCUGGAUACUACGUACUGUGAUCCUCAGUACAAAUUUCCAUCUCAGACUGAAGUGAUAGAGUUUGCAGUAAAGACAGCUGUCCAGGCUGUGAAAUCAAACAAGAAGACCCUCAUCGUGUGUGCAACCUACACCAUUGGCAAAGAGAAGGUCUUCAGAGCUAUUGCUGAAGCACUGGAAUGCAAGGUAUAUGUGGAUUCUCGGAAGUUGAAAGUCUUGGAAUGCCUUGAAGAUGAUGAUCUGAUGUCACUCCUAACCCGUGAUAACAAGGCAGCUACAUGUAGACUUCACGUCAUAGCCAUGAAUAUGCUUAAUCAUCAGAAGCUGAAGGAGUACCUGUCCCAGUUCAGUUCAAGAUAUGACAACAUUCUUGCCUUCAAGCCUACUGGUUGGACUCACAGUGAUAAGGUUGAAUCACCCUCAGAUAUCAAGCCUUCCGAGAGUGGAAAAUCAAAAAUUUAUGGAAUACCAUACAGUGAGCACAGCAGCUACUCUGAGAUGAAGCGCUUUGUUCAGUUCAUAAGGGCUGACAAGAUCUUAGCCACAGUCAACAAUGGAAACCCCCAGAAACGCAAGGCCAUGGAUGAUAUCUUCAAAAGAUGGAUGGCAGAGGAUGGACAGUCAUCGUCACCAACUAGGCUCAAAUCUGUGAAAAUCAUGAAAUGGUUUAAGUAGUGUGAUGACAAGCAGUGGUAAAGAGGCGAGGAAUUAAAGACAUAACCCUUCCUCAGGUCAAGAAUAGAAAUCCUAAAUGAUGUAAGGUCAUGGAGGACAUCUUCUAAAGAUGGAUGAAGAAGAACAGUAGGUCGUCGUUACCAACUAGGCUCAAAUCUGUUAAGAUCAUGAACUAGUUUAAGUAGUGCGAUGACAAACAGUGGUAAAGAGGCGAAGAAUAAAAGAGAUAACCCUUCCUUAGGUCAAGAACAGAAAUUCAAAAUGAUGUAAGGUCAUGGAGGACAUCUUCUAGAAAUGGAUGAAGGAAAACAGUAGGUCGUCGUCACUAACUAGGCUCCAAUCUGAGAAGAAACAAGAAUUGGCUUAAGAAGUGAGGUGAUGGCAAGAGAAAAGAAGCUAAAUACAUUCAAACCUGCUUUAGUGACCACCUGUCUACAAAGACCACAUUUGUUGUUUCCGUUGAAAAUGGAUUCUCAUUGAAACAUGUACCAAUAGAACCUGUCUUCAAAGACCACCUGUCCACGUAUCUACAAAGACCACUUUUUGUGUUUCCCUUGGGAGGUCGCUAUAGACAGGUUUGACUGUAUUUAUAAAGAUACAAGAUCCUUCCUAUGGUAAACAGUGGAACCCCGAAUCAUGCAAGGCUGUGGAUGAAGUUUUCAAAUGAUGGAUUCUGUAGAAAGGACAGUCUUCUUCUUCACAGCAAGCCCGGCCCAGUGCAGGAGGCAGCUAGGUCUGGCCUUGGCGUUGAUCCCUUCUAGGUCACUGGGGGUACAGGGUAUCCAGAAAUGUCACCAACCAGGAAACCAGUCUGUGAUGUUGUAAAUGGUAGAACUUGUUUAGGAAGUGAUUUAAGAUAACUAGAGUAAGAGAUGCAGAAAAGUGUUGUUAACAACAAUAUUCAUGUUAGAUGCUGCUCAUAAGUAUCGGCUUCCAUGGUGAUGUAGAUGUACAGUAGGCUUGUGAGAGAUGGGGAGGAUUGGGGAGACCUGGAAAGGACUCUCCUUAAUAUUUCUUUCUUGAAUGUGUGUAGUCCUGAAAAGGACUGUUUGUAGUCUUGAAUAUUCAUGAUAUGUAAACCUAUGAAUUCCCAUAAGCUUACCGGUAAUAUAUGGACCAUUAGGUUCCUUUAGGCAAAGGGUUAGUAGACAGAUAAGUAUGUGAAAUGUAGUAAAAACAACUAUGCUGCGUACAUAUUGAUUACUGUUCCCAUCUUCCUCAUCACCGACACAUCAUUUGCUUUAUACAAGGAGGGUUUAAAGAUCUCAGUUUAUUACCUUAGAGUUCAUCAUGGAAGUAGAUCCAUACUUGAUAUUAUUUCUACCACUUUAUGCAGCUGAUGGAAUGCACAGUUUAAUUGCUGUAGAGGGUUUUGAUCUUUAAGCAACCACACUUCCAAAAAACUGCCCUUUAACAUUCACAUUCUAUAGUAUUAAAUUGUUUGAUCCUGCAUAAUCACACGUCACUUGUUAUCUCUGAGGAUAUAUAUCAUUUGUUUGUAGCCCAAAGGGUGUUGACCCAUACACUCUCAGCCCGUCUGUACUAGUUUGGCCAGAGGGGAUUAGACCUCCCUGCAAGGUCACUGACAGGUGGUUAUCUCAUCA